UCAAAGAUUUGGGUUUGAGAACAAGUCCCAAAACAAAUGCUACAAAUACGACCACUUUUUCUAGUUAAUUUCGACCAAUUCGUUAAGCUCUUUAAAUCUUCCUCUUCUACAAUAUCUCUCAGGAGAAGUUGGAGUGUCCGAGCUUCGUUAUUCUCAUCAAACAUGGAGCCUCCGAUUGCGAAGAAAGUGAAGCAUGACAUGGAGAUGUUUGGCGACGUCAGAGUGGACAAUUACUACUGGCUCCGCGACGACUCUCGAUCAGAUCCGCAAGUUUUGGCUUAUCUGCGUGAGGAGAAUGCUUAUACCGACCAUCUCAUGUCUGGAACCAAACAAUUAGAAGAUCAAAUAUAUAAAGAGAUAAGAGGUCGUCUAAAAGAAGAUGAUAUAUCGGCGCCUUUACGUAGAGGACCUUACUAUUAUUACAAAAGGACCUUGGAGGGUAAAGAAUAUGCCCAACAUUGCCGCCGUCUUGUGGCUAAUAUUGGUGCAGAGGCAUCUGUUUACGACACCAUGCCAACUGGACCUGAUGCCCCUCCGGAGCAUGUCCUUCUUGAUGAAAACAUCAAAGCCCAGGAACAUGCCUUUUACAGCAUUGGUGCUUUCAAAGUGAGUCCGAACAAUAGAUUGGUAGCUUAUGCAGAAGACACUAAAGGAGAUGAAAUUUACACAAUUUAUGUUAUUGAUGCUGACUCUCAAACACCAGUUGGGGAGCAUUUGGUUGGAGUUACAUCAGACCUUGAAUGGGCAGGCGAUGAUGCUUUAGUUUAUACCACAAGAGAUGAGAUCCUACGGCCAGACAAGGUGUGGUUGCAUAAGCUUGGAACGAAACAAUCUACAGAUCUUUGUCUUUAUCAUGAAAAAGAUACUAUGUUUUCUCUGGAUCUUGAUGCUUCUGAGAGCAAGAAGUUUCUUUUUGUUAGCUCUGAGAGCAAAAUUACGAGAUUCAUCUUUUAUCUUGACAUAUCAAAGACUGAAGAUGGGCUAACUGUUUUGACGCCACGUUUGGAUGGAACAGACACUUGGGCAAGUCAUAGUGGAGAUCAUUUUUUUAUUAAGAGAAGAAGUGAUGAGUGUUUCAAUUCAGAAAUACUUGCUUGCCCACUGGAUAAGACAUCAGCCACCACGGUUGUUCUUCCUCAUAGGCCAAGUGUAAAUAUCCAGGAGAUGCAACUAUUCAAUGACCAUCUUGUGGUUUAUGAACGUGAGAAUGGUUUGCCCAAAAUAACAGUAUAUUGCCUUCCAGCUACUGGAGAGCCACUUGGCAGAUUGCAAGGGGGUAAAACUGUAGAUUUUGUUGAUGCUAUAUAUUCGGUGGAUCCAUCAGAGUCGCAAUUCUCUUCUAGUAUUUUAAGGUUUCGUUAUAGCUCAUUGAGGACACCUCCUUCUGUGUAUGAUUAUGAUAUGAACUCUGGGAUUUCAGUUGUCAAGAAGAUUGAUGUGGUUUUGGGAGGCUUUGAUUCUGCUAAUUUCAUAACAGAAAGGCAGUGGGCUACUGCUGCUGAUGGCACUCAGAUACCCAUUUCAAUUGUGUAUAGAAAAGAUCUAGUGAAGCUUGAUGGUUCGGAUGCAUUACUUCUUUAUGGUUAUGGUUCCUAUGAGGUGUGCAUAGAUCCAUAUUUCAAGGCAUCAAGGUUGUCUUUGUUAGACAGGGGUUUCAUUUUUGCAAUUGCGCACAUACGCGGAGGUGGUGAAAUGGGGAGACCAUGGUAUGAAAAUGGAAAACUGCUCAAGAAAAAAAAUACGUUUACAGAUUUUAUUGCUUGCGCUGAAUAUUUGGUAGAAAAGAAGUACUGUUCCAAAGAAAAACUUUGCAUUGAGGGGAGAAGUGCUGGUGGUUUGCUUAUCGGUGCUGUUAUCAACAUGCGGCCUGAUUUGUUUAAGGCCGCUGUGGCUGGAGUCCCUUUUGUUGAUGUUUUAACGACUAUGCUUGAUCCAACUAUUCCUCUUACAACUUCUGAAUGGGAGGAAUGGGGUGAUCCUCGUAAGGAAGAGUUUUACUUCUACAUGAAGUCAUAUUCCCCAGUGGAUAAUAUUGCAGCACAAAAUUAUCCAGCUAUUCUUGUAACUGCCGGCUUAAAUGAUACACGGGUUAUGUACUCAGAACCAGCUAAAUUUGUUGCAAAGUUGAGAGAUAUGAAGACUGAUGAUAACAUUCUGCUCUUCAAAUGUGAACUUGGUGCAGGGCAUUUUUCAAAGUCAGGAAGAUUCGAAAAGCUCCAGGAAGAUGCCUUCAUAUAUACAUUUAUCAUCAAGGCUUUAAACAUGGCUCCUGCCCUGUCUUAGAUGAAGAAACCAAAGUGUAGUUUGCAGAAUCAUGCAACACAGCAGAAGAGAUGAUACUACUGGGAGUUUCCUGCCACAUCUUAUCAUGUUACUUUCAUUUAUUUUUGCUAUUUAAUAUUUAGUGCAAGAACAUAGCUUUUAGCACUUGAAUAUACCUUUCAUUCCUAUAAUUCACACUACACUUGAGAAUCGAUUAUACGCCUCUCGCACAUGUUGGACACUGUAUUUGUGUAAAAAAUUAAAAAGAACAAAAAGGGACAUGGUUUGUCCGAUAUGGAUAAGGACACAACUUUUUUUUUCUUUAA
This is a messenger RNA of Sesamum indicum (sesame), 2588 nucleotides long. Its product is annotated as Prolyl oligopeptidase family protein. Lineage: Eukaryota; Viridiplantae; Streptophyta; Magnoliopsida; Lamiales; Pedaliaceae. Gene Ontology annotation, biological process: proteolysis. Gene Ontology annotation, molecular function: serine-type endopeptidase activity. Gene Ontology annotation, cellular component: cytosol. The record is from RefSeq and is a predicted model, not a curated record.